Molecule: messenger RNA, 999 nt
Organism: Trypanosoma rangeli
Lineage: Eukaryota; Euglenozoa; Kinetoplastea; Trypanosomatida; Trypanosomatidae
Exons: 1
Coding region: 1-999 (332 amino acids)
Source: RefSeq, a predicted model, not a curated record
AUGAGAAGGAAGACGUGUCAUGAGGCGAGUCCUGCACCCCUCCUGCAACUCCCAUCGCCUGUUUCUGCCGCGGGCCAAGAAGCGCAUCUGACAGAGUGGUGGUCUUAUGACAAUCACAGCAGUCGAUUGGCGGCGCGGCCCAACGAAUCACCGGUGCCGCAGCGGGUAACGGCGACGGAGGACAGGUGGCCAGAGGGAAGCGACGGAGCACGUGUGCACCGUGCCCUCUCCUGGUCCCCUCGUGAGGAAUGUGGGCAGUCGCGCGGUGCCACCGCUCGUCAUGGAAAAAGCGAUUUAACUCCACCGAGGACGGGCCAUGCAAAUGACAACCAUGUCCUUGGUUUUGCUUGUAGAGGUGUUGAUGACGAUGGCGAUGGCGCCAGGUCUUUAAGCAUUGGGAGCCAUAGUCGUGGGGAGGAGGUUUCUUUGGGGAGACGAGCCGUAUUGCUUCGCACCAGCGAAAAACGUGGUCCAGCGGUGGUGUCAGAGUGCUGCAGGAAUUUCCCUAAUGACCCUCCUCAGGGCGAAGAGGGGGAGGAAAAGCUGUCCGCUGCCCUUCACGCAGCCCUCCCACGUUCUACUGUCGCCAUGCCUGCACCCCCCGACCAGGUCGAUGGCCUUGCUCAGUUAAUGGCAGGAUUGCAGCAGGCCAUACUACAGCUCAGUGGGGAGAUGCGAGAGCUGCGGCUGGCGUUUCAGGAACUGCGAGGGCCGCUGCUGAAUGGUUGGAAGGGUCUUUCACAGUCUGAACUAAGCGGACCAAUGGCGGUGGUUCCAGAGCCCCGUCGGGGCGAGCCCCUCCUCAUGUCAUCCAGCUGUUCCCUCACACACCCCCACACGCCUGAAGAGAGGUCGUGCCGCUCCGCGUCCCCACUGUUUCGCCCCGAAAGUCCGACGACGUUCCUGGACGCAGGCAUUAUCAGCGCAGUCUCCGACGGUCUAUUGGAGCUUGAGAAUAUACCGACUGUUUUACCUACUUGGAAGCCGCGUCGCAGUUGA